AUGAAUGAGGAAGGAGCGAUUGUCGAAAUUCUUAUUUCACACGGUAUAAAUAUCAACGAAAAAAAUAAUUUUGGACAAACAGCUCUUCAUGUUGCAACACUUAGUGGAUAUGAGGGAAUAGCCAAAUUCCUCAUUUCACAUGGAAUAAAUGUUAAUGAAAGAGAUAGAAGAGGAAGAACUGCUCAUGACAUUGAAUUAUUCCUGAAAAGACACUGA
Molecule: messenger RNA, 216 nt
Organism: Trichomonas vaginalis G3
Lineage: Eukaryota; Parabasalia; Trichomonadida; Trichomonadidae
Product: Ankyrin repeat family
Exons: 1
Coding region: 1-216 (71 amino acids)
Molecular function (GO): protein binding
Source: RefSeq, a predicted model, not a curated record